Messenger RNA from Lepisosteus oculatus (spotted gar), 2627 nucleotides. It is a transcript of the gene klhdc3l, whose product is annotated as kelch domain containing 3-like. Gene Ontology annotation, cellular component: Golgi apparatus. Gene Ontology annotation, molecular function: protein binding. Lineage: Eukaryota; Metazoa; Chordata; Actinopteri; Semionotiformes; Lepisosteidae. The record is from RefSeq and is a predicted model, not a curated record.
GCCGGCCAGCAGGGGGCGCCCCGGGCGAGUGAAGACGCCCUGUUUUCUCGCAGCUCAGGAAUCGGGGGAAAAGAAACGUCGUUGCAGACUCGGAAAGGGAAACCACGGGCAUGAGACGCGUGUUUUCUGAGGAGCUGCAGUCCCCAUCAGGUUUGUCCCGGCUCUCCGGGAGAUGUGGGCUCUGCAGGGACGGGUCGGAUGAACGGCGACGGAGGUGCUGAAGUAUGAGUCUGUGGACCCGUGUUCCUCAGAGCGGGCCGGCUCCCUGUGACCGAUACAAACACGCCUGCUGUGCUCAGGGAGACGACAUCUAUCUGCUCGGCGGCCGGAGGCAGGGCAGACUGAAUGACUUCUGGAGGUACAGCGCUGCGAGCAGCGAGUGGACUGAGCUGGACUGCAGCUCUGAAGAGGCCCCGGAGGAGCUGGAGGAGCACACGAUGGUGACACAUCAGGGAUUUCUGUAUGUCUUCGGGGGAAUGAUAGAUUCUGCCUACACAGAGGGGAAGACCUCUCUCUGGCUGUAUGAUAUAGACAAGAAGCAGUGGGCACGCUGGCAGGGAGCACACAGCAAGAGUGGGGUUCCAGUAAACCGAUGGGGUCACAGUGCUGUGGUCUAUGAGUCUGCGAUGCACGUCUAUGGGGGAUACAUCGAUAUGAAAGGUUCUACCCAGGAGUUCUGGAUGUUUGAUUUUGACUGCGGCCAGUGGUCCUCACUCCUCCCCCCGCUCGGCGACGCUGGCCCCGGGCCCAGGCACGGCCACUCAGCGGUGGUGCACCGGGACGGGAUGUAUCUCUACGGAGGUCUGAUGGGCCUCAGGGAGCAGAGCGACUUCUGGAAGUGGAACUUCUGCAGCCAGUCCUGGUCCAGCGUCAAGGCUUUUUCAGGACCCUCUAAGCUAGUGGGGCACUCAGCUGUGCGGUACGAAGACAGCAUGCUGCUGUUUGGAGGAGGGGAGACGCACAGCUUCCCAAAAAACAGCCUGUGGAGAUUCAGCUUCACGUCCCAGACGUGGGAGAAGCUCUCCACAGCGGCGGACGCCUCCCCUCCCGCGCGGAUCUACCACUGUAGCACUGGACUGGGGCCGGGCUUCCAGGCCAAGGGGAGCACGGCGCCCUCGCCUGGGCCGAGCCCCGGCAGCACGGAGAAGCAGGACGGCCUCAGGCUCAGGCCUUUUAAGAACAGGUGUUUUCCCUCCGCGGCCAUGCAGGGAGCGAUUGAACUGGACACGUUCUGCAUAAAAAACGGCACAGAUGGGUCAGGGCGCGAAACCUCAAGCAGUGGGGCGCCAGAGAGAGACGACCCGCUCUGCCAGCCUUCGUUAAGGACCAGCGGCCUUACUGUGGUGAACAGGGAGGCUUUCGGAAAAGACUCUCUCUCCGUGCCAGAGGACCGUGUGGUGGACCUGCUGCUGGUCAUAGGAGGGAAGCCUUUAAGCCGACGUGCCAGCAUUUCUGUUUGGCAGCUGACGCUGGCUGACCUCUGACCCCUGACCUCUAGUGAAGACUGGAAGCACUUGGCUCUGGGGAAAAAGGCACUGAAUCGCAUUUAUAAUUGAUAAUACUGUCCCAUGCAACAGAUUUUAAAGUUUUAACUUUAUUCUAACAGGUUUUUUGGUAACACCCCUCCAACAUGUUAACUAUUUUCUAUACAACUAUACACUUCGGUAAUACAGUACCAAAUAUUACUGUCUGCUCCUUUAAAUAAUAACAUACAUUUUAAUCAGGGCCUGUGAAAAACAUACUGUAGAGGUUAGGCUCUUAAGAGAAGGUAUUCCUUUAGAAUCUGAAGUUAUUUUCUUAAAUUCAAGUGUGGAUUUUACCAUUAUUUUAUAUAUUAAGAGUACAGUCUGCUCUGCUAUAAACCAGCUGGAGCCUGAUGAGAAGUAUUAUAGUUAAGCAACAGCUAAUUAAAUAGACCAAAAAUAACUCUAUAACAGCCUGCUGAAUUAAAAACCAGAAGACGCCAUGCCAGGGUUAUAUCCAAAUGUGUUGCAUUAUUAUACUGGCCAUGAUGUAAAACAGGCUGGUUUAGGGCUGGUCCUGCGGGUUUUCAUUCCAGCUUGGCUGUGAAAGACCAGGCCUGGCCUGUAGGCAGGUUGUCAGCAUUUUCACAGCUUCUUCCAGCUCUCUGGGGGCUGCGGCUGGCGAGACCCCUCACAACCCUGCAGGCACCCUGGCCCUCCAGGACCAGAGCCGGACCCCCUGCUCCAACAUACCCACACUUCAGGAACAUUCAGCCAUGAAGUUGUUUUCACACGCUGCCGGUCUCCCUUUCAUGAUGCCCACAGUGAGAAGAAAAAGCAGCUCCAGGAAUAAAAGCCUGUUUACACCCUGUGAGUUAAGAGCAGAGUAACUGACUUGUGUUCAAAGCAGAACAAGGACUGUAGCAUCAGGGGCUUGUUUGCAGAGGAUGAGGUCUUCAGAGUCGGAAGAGUGUGUGAGGAAGAUGGGGCAACCUGCACUUUAGGUCAAUACAUUGUCAUUAAUGUUCAGCAUUUGUUUUACAAUGACAUGUAAAGGGCACCUAUCCAUUUGUCUGCACAUAUCUGCAAAACCUCUUCAUUGCCUUCUGGGUAGAGUGUUCUUGUCAGAACAAUUACAAAUGAGUCCAUUUGGGCUAUCUGCCU